Messenger RNA from Acanthoscelides obtectus, 471 nucleotides. Lineage: Eukaryota; Metazoa; Arthropoda; Insecta; Coleoptera; Chrysomelidae. The record is from the annotation of a GenBank genome assembly.
AUGCUUUUCUUUGCAGGCGAAGUAUCAGUAGCGUAUCACCGCGGCCUACCCCAGAUCACCGUUCCCCUGCCCAGCAGAAAAGAGCGAUGUCGCUUUACCCUAAAGCCUAUCACAAACACCGUAGGCGACUUUCUCGAAAUGCUGAAAAAAGAGGAUAAGGGCAUCGACAGGGCGACGUGUAUGACCAAAGACGGCGUUCGGAUAGCCGCUAGUAAUACGGUAGAGACAUUAUUGGAUGAUGACUUCAAAUUGGUCAUCAAUGACCAAUCGUAUAACGUGAGCACACCCAAGCAGGAAAGGCUGACGGGGGAGGAGGUCCAGAGAGUCGCUGAUAUUAAAACCAUAGUUAGCCAAUUAUACGAAGCAUUGCACAUACAAGAACAUGAAGUAUCCAAAGAAAAGGAACUUGUGAUGCACUUAGAACAAAUACAACAAGAACUCUUACCUCUAGAACAGGUAAUUGGCUGUUGA